This is a messenger RNA of Cyprinus carpio (common carp), 1938 nucleotides long. Its product is annotated as beta-1,3-galactosyltransferase 2-like. NCBI's taxonomy places the organism in Eukaryota, Metazoa, Chordata, Actinopteri, Cypriniformes, Cyprinidae. Gene Ontology annotation, cellular component: membrane. Gene Ontology annotation, molecular function: N-acetyl-beta-D-glucosaminide beta-(1,3)-galactosyltransferase activity. The record is from RefSeq and is a predicted model, not a curated record.
AUGUUUAUUUAGUCUCUUAUGUAGAACAUCUUAUAUUUUUCUUUAUCUUUUUUUACAGAUACAUAAAUGGUCUCAUCUUGCUUACAUUGACUUUCUCCUUGUAUGUCAUCCUUUACAAUUUUGAACUCUGUGUCAAGCCUGCUAAGCCCUCUGAAACCUUUAAUAAUGUUGUAACUCAAAAAAGUUCCUAUUAUAUGACUGCAUCACCAUCUGUGACCAAACACAUUUCACCACAUUAUCAUGUAGCUCAUCCACUCAAUUAUCAUUUCAUCCUGAACGAACCCGAUAAAUGUAGUCAGUGGAAUCCGUUUCUGGUCUUUAUGGUCCCUGUGGCCCCCCAUCAGCUGGAGGCUCGUAAUGCCAUCCGGAGCACAUGGGGGAAUGAGAGCUCAGUGCAGGGAAAAGCAGUGCUGACUCUGUUCUUGGUGGGUUUGACUGGAGGAGCUGAAGCUCAACAGCAGCUGGAGGAAGAGAGUCGACAACACAGAGAUUUAGUGCAGAGCAACUUUGUGGACUCCUACUUCAAUCUGACCAUAAAGACCAUGGUGAUCAUGGACUGGCUGGCCACUCGUUGCCCUCAAGCAACUUAUGUUAUGAAGGUUGAUUCUGACACGUACAUAAACCUGGAGAACCUGAUGAGCCUCUUACUGUCACCCAACACACCCAGACAGAACUACAUCACAGGCCAUUUGAUGUGGAACCAAAAUGUCGUUAGAAACAAAAAAUCUAAGUGGUUUGUCUCACAGGAGCUGUACCCUGAAACGAAAUACCCCACAUAUGUGCAGGGAGCAGGAUAUGUUUUCUCCAAUGACCUGCCAGAAAAAAUAGUGGAAAUUUCCAAGGAAGUAAAACCCUUUAAAAUAGAAGACGCAUAUGUGGGUGCUUGUCUGAAACGAUUAGGCUUUGCACCCUCAUCUCCCCCAGACCCUUCACAGUUUAGACUCCAUAUGAUACAAUAUAAGCGAGAGGAUUUUCUCAGGAUUAUUUCAGUGAUAGUGGGAUCUCCACAGCAGAUACUGAAUAUCUGGAAGGAUGUAAAGAGGCCCACAUAAAAGAACAUGACCAGAAACAAACAAAAAUAAAAAAAAUACAAAAUUUCAGUUUAAAAACAAGUAAUGUUUCGCUGCAUCAAAACAACGCCGCAGGACCAGUGAAUCCUGAUACUUAAAUGGAUUACUUUUAUGGGCCAAGUCUGUUCAAAAACACAAAGCAUGGUUCUACUAAUGAAAUGGACCGUCAUAGUUCAAAAAGAUAAUUUUCUGGUCCUUGAAUCUGAUUGGCUGAGAGGAGUGUGGUAUUCAAGUGAUAUCAGAGCUUUAAUCAUUGUUUGCAGUAUUUCCCACAGCGAGUGUCACAGCAGAAGCCCAAACAGCUAUAUUUUUAUAAAUAAUACUGUUAUUAUAUUAUAGAAUGUAGUUUUAAGAGUUGUUUCGCAUGCACUUCUUUUAGAACCUACUCUGUUGUAGGAGCUAAUUUGCAUGUAGUUCCCCCAAAUGGAGUUCCGAGAACUACAUACAAAUACAAUGCAAACACGCCAAAGAGCAUGAACUUCCGCCAAUAGUUCUAGGAAGCUAUGAAAAGGUUCCUCCGUUGUGAAUGUGCCUUAUUUCAGGUAGAUUUGUGAAGUAUGGAUCCACACACUCUAAUGGCUAAUAUUACCCAUCCACUACGCUUUGGCAAAGGAUUUGGUUCAGAACUACAAACAUGAAAAAAAAAUACAAACACUGGUCAUUAACAUUGAAAUGAAUCAUUAUGCAGCGAAUAUGAGGAGAGUUAUCCGCAUGAAAGACCUGCGGCUGGCAGAUCAGCGUGCUUCUUUUCUCUCCAAUAUGGUAGAAAGUUAAAUUAAAUGAAAUGUGGAGGGUGACAAGAUGAUUGAUAGGUCAGUUUACAGUGACAGUAUGUGUGUAACAGGUGCAACAGAGCGUCCCCAAAAAC